Molecule: messenger RNA, 1870 nt
Organism: Monodelphis domestica (gray short-tailed opossum)
Lineage: Eukaryota; Metazoa; Chordata; Mammalia; Didelphimorphia; Didelphidae
Gene: CDK10
Product: cyclin dependent kinase 10
Biological process (GO): regulation of mitotic cell cycle; protein phosphorylation
Cellular component (GO): nucleus
Molecular function (GO): cyclin-dependent protein serine/threonine kinase activity; ATP binding
Source: RefSeq, a predicted model, not a curated record
CCCAAGGUUCCUUUUAGCAGUACAGGGGAGUGAGAGGGACUCCCACCGGUUUCCCCCGGAAGCUGUGCUCAGUUGGUGGUGGAGUCCUCGUAGGAUCUGCCCUCUUCCUAGAAACACCCGCUUUAGUUCUGGAAGUAAAUUAUAGAUAAAAGAUAUCUUUGGCCCUUAUUGGUCAUGAAGGCCAAUUUCCCACAUUUUACGGACGGGGAAACAGACUGGGGCAAUGCCGGAGUGUGAAGGAAUUUGAAAAGCUGAAUCGAAUUGGGGAAGGCACCUAUGGUAUUGUAUAUCGUGCCCGAGACACCCAGACGGAUGAAAUUGUGGCCUUGAAGAAGGUUCGGAUGGACAAGGAGAAGGAUGGGAUCCCCAUUAGUAGCCUCCGGGAAAUCACACUGCUCCUUCGGCUUCGUCACCCCAACAUUGUGGAGCUGAAGGAGGUCGUUGUGGGAAACCAUCUGGAGAGCAUCUUCCUGGUGAUGGGUUACUGUGAGCAGGACCUUGCCAGCCUCCUGGAGAACAUGCAGACGCCCUUCUCAGAGGCUCAGGUAAAGUGCAUCAUUUUGCAAGUCCUCAAAGGCCUUCAGUACCUUCACAAAAACUUCAUCAUUCACAGGGAUUUAAAGGUUUCCAAUUUGCUCAUGACAGAUAAGGGCUGUGUUAAGACAGCCGACUUUGGCCUGGCUCGAGCUUAUGGUGUCCCUGUGAAGCCAAUGACCCCCAAAGUGGUCACCCUCUGGUACCGGGCCCCUGAACUCCUGCUGGGGACAGCCACGCAGACGACUAGCAUUGACAUGUGGGCCGUGGGCUGUAUCCUGGCUGAGUUGUUGGCUCAUAAGCCCCUCCUCCCGGGCAGUUCUGAGAUCCACCAGAUUGACCUGAUCGUGCAGCUGCUCGGGACCCCCAAUGAGAACAUCUGGCCGGGCUUCUCCAAGCUGCCUCUGGUCAGCCAGUAUAGCCUGAGGAAGCAGCCCUACAACAACCUCAAACACAAGUUCCCCUGGCUCUCUGAGGCCGGCCUGCGCCUGCUCAACUUCCUCUUUAUGUAUGACCCAAAGAAGAGGGCCACGGCUGGCGAUUGCUUGGAAAGCUCCUACUUCAAAGAGAAGCCCUUGCCUUGUGAGCCUGAGCUCAUGCCCACCUUCCCUCAUCACCGGAACAAGAGGGCUGCCACAAGCACCACCGCCAACCCGGGGGCUGAGGGCCAGAGCCAGAGCAAGCGCAGCAAGCCCUGAGGCGGCACAUCAUCGAGGCUGAGGCGUGGAGUUUGGUGAAGAUUCCUUGUAAGUAGUCUGGCGAGAGGCGGCCGGACACGGGCCGCAGCCCGCCCAGAACAGAAGCUCCCAGGACUCGCCCGAGGACGUCUCGGCAGACACUCCGGACCUCUCUGGCCUGCCAGUGCUCCACUGUGGAGGAAUGAGGCUGGCACAGGGAGAGAAUUUGGUUUUCUCCCCCUGGAAGACGGACACGAGGCUUGGGGAGGGAGGGAAGGAGCCGGCGGUUUGCAGAGCUCUCGGUUCCAGUCACGGGCUGCGUCUUACCUGCUUCCUUCUUCCCAGGCCAUGAGGUCUAGCAGGGUGCUGAGCGGGGCAGGAAAACCUCCCCGCAGGGUUCGGCUGCCCGACGGCUCAGAGCGAAGCCCCAGGGACACCGAGCUCGCUCCAGGGAGGGCCGGGACCUCGGGUCUUGCCGUUGAAUGAAGAGUUUACCAGAACGGGGAUCCGCUGUCUCGAGGACCCAGUGCAGAGGAAUCUGGGGCCUGAUGGCCCCGAGGAGCCGAAUCACGCUCCCUGCAGGAGGGAGGAGGCCACACGGGGUUGGUUCAGACGCACGUUGUGAAAGAUGUUUUCAAUGAAUCUUUGAUGGACACUCA